AUGUUAAUGAAUAUUCUACAAAUGAAAAAAGCACACAAAGCAAUCUGCAGUCUAAUUGUAUUAACGGGAGUUACAUUUCAGAGCUUGGAUGAUGCCAAAUCAGGUGAAAUUCAAAAUUCCAAUCCACUUGAAGAUCCUGGAAAUAAAGGACAAGUAGCACAUUCCACACACCAUGAUUUUGAAAUGUAUUCUGUGGAUGAAACUAAAAUAUCUAUAUGUUCCCGAAAUAUUACAUCUAUUGAUAGCAAUAUCAAAAGACUAGUAAAGCUAGAAGUAUUAGAUCUCAGUGAUAACGAUCUCGAAACACUACCAUCUGAGAUAGGAGAGUUAAAGAAUUUACGAGAACUAUAUCUUAUUAAUAACAAUUUUGAGACAUUACCAUCUGAGAUAGGAGGAUUGAAGAAUCUAAAAAUAUUAGUUCUUAGUGGUAACAAGCUAAAAUCAUUACCACCUGAGAUAGAAAACCUAACGAAUCUACAGGAAUUGUAUCCUAUUAAUAACGAAUUUGAAAUAUUUCCAGCUGUAAUAGGAAAGCUGAAGAAUCUAAGAAUAUUAUUUUUUAGUGGUAACAAGCUAAAAUCAUUAUCACCUGAGAUAGAAAACCUGAAGAGUCUUCAGUACUUGUAUCUC
This is a messenger RNA of Vittaforma corneae ATCC 50505, 630 nucleotides long. RefSeq lists its product as uncharacterized. The record is from RefSeq and is a predicted model, not a curated record. Gene Ontology annotation, molecular function: protein binding. Lineage: Eukaryota; Fungi; Microsporidia; Nosematidae. The annotation marks the transcript as partial. The transcript has a single exon.